Molecule: messenger RNA, 1673 nt
Organism: Lemur catta (Ring-tailed lemur)
Lineage: Eukaryota; Metazoa; Chordata; Mammalia; Primates; Lemuridae
Gene: SLC66A3
Product: solute carrier family 66 member 3
Exons: 7
Coding region: 114-722 (202 amino acids)
Source: RefSeq, a predicted model, not a curated record
CGGGUGCGCGGGGCAGGCGGAAGGGUUGGGCCGAGCGGGGCGUCUAAGGACUGAGCGGCCCCCGGCGCCGCAACCGGACCCUCCUUUUGUGUCCUGCGCCCCCGCCCGGCGCCAUGGAGGCCGCGCUGCUGAGCUUCUGCAACUGGAGCACGCUGGCCGUGUGCGCCGCGCUCAAGCUGCCGCAGAUCUCCGCUGUGCUGGCGGCGCGCAGCGCGCGAGGCAUCAGCCUCUCGAGUUUGCUGCUGGAGCUGGCGGGGUUCCUGGUGUUCCUCCGGUACCAGUGUCACUACGGGUACCCGCCGCUGACCUACCUGGAGUGCCCCAUCGUCAUCGCCCAAGACGUCAUCCUCCUGCUCUGCGUCUUUCACUUCAAUGGGAACGUGAAACAGGCCGCACCCUACAUCGCUGUACUGGUGUGUUCUUGGUUCACCCUCACCCUGCAGAAGUGGAUCAUAGACCUGGCCAUGAAUUUAUGUACUUUCAUCAGUGCGGCCAGUAAGUUUGCGCAGCUCCAGUGUCUGUGGAGGACGAGAGACUCGGGAGCUGUGAGCGCGCUGACCUGGAGCCUCUCCGCCUACACCUGUGCAACAAGAAUAGUAACAACCUUAAUGACCACCAAUGAUUUUACAAUUCUUAUACGUUUUGUGAUCAUGCUGGCUUUAAAUAUAUGGGUAACAGCCACAGUACUUCGCUACCGGAAGACCGUUAUAAAGACUGAAUGAUGGAUUUAUUAUUCCUGCACACAAAGUGGAUUUUGAAUAACUGAACCAAAGGGAAAAAGAAGCUCCUUGCUAAAUUGAGGUCUUUUAUAAAUUUAGUCAAUCAUUUCUGAAUCUUUGAAGCCAAAGGCUUUUUUAGACUUGAAAGAGCCACUUAAACACUUGUUUAAACGUCAAUUUCCCUUCCCCACUUCUAGGUUAUGGUAGGGAUCAGACAUCUGCAGUUUUGAGAAGGCUGGUGACUGACGGAAGUCAUCCAAGAAGCCCAUUUGAGCAGACCACUUUCACCCUUACUCUUGAAGUUAUGAUUAAGUUCUCUCCGAAAAGCUAACUGCAUCUAUUUUUCAACUUUCAGAACCUUUUAAGAAACAAAUCCUCUCCAUGAGUGGGAGUAAAUGGAGUGGGAUUUUGCUCAAAGUCAUAAAUGGAACUGUAAUAAAUUACUAGGGUUCACUUUCUGGGACUAAAGUUUAAUUGUAACAUAGAUAUAACAGGACAGCCUUGUAUGUCAUAAUACGGUACAACACCUGCUUAGCUCUAGCAAGGAUAUCAAGGGAAGCACAAAUAUAAUUGGCUUGAGUUUGUAUACCAAAAUAGUCCUUUAACUUAACACUGUGCCUUAAGUAAUUCCUACCAAAAGGUAUUUACUGUUAGCUGCAAUCUCUACUUAUGAAGAGGAAAUCCUAACAAAUUUUUUGAUUCAAGCACAAUGCUGCCUUUUAAAAAUGGCCACACCUAUGCAAUUCCCAUUAUUGGAAUUUGGCAUAAAAUGCCAGGUUUUAUCUAUUGAAAACAUAUAAAGAGUACUGCUAGUUUCUGCCCAGUUCUGAUAGAUUUUAUUCUCGUUAUAGUAUCUUAUCCUAAACAUGUUAGGAUUAUGUAUGCACUGUAUUUUCAUACAAAAAUAUAAACCUUAACAUUUAAAAAUUCACUUUCUAUCCGGGUGCAGUGGCU